CUAUCAGCUGUUACUUUGGCACUCCAGUGUUUUCUUCACUCGCAUAAUUUAGGGUCCAAAAACAUUUCCCAAUUAUCUUGGUUAUUGGCUAAAAGAAAAGCGCCGAUCAGCUUAAACCAAGCCUUAAAUGAUUGCAACUCAUUUAAAUGCAAGGACACGUAGUUAGCAAGUAACAUGGACACCGCAUCGCCGAGGGAAAGCCAGAAGAACACGAAUCCGAUCGAGUCGCUGAGCAAAGAUGAAAUCAUUAGCAAAUACAAAGGCCUGCUCAACAUCGCCAAGAAAGCAAAGCAGGCGAAGGAUGAACUUACCGAGGAGAAUCACCGUCUCAAGGAGGCCCUCAAAAAGGCUGCGGAAAAACAGAGCAGUCUGCCAGCCAUGCAGGAGAUGGUCCAGGACUUCACCGACAAGAACCUCAUACUCACCGAACAGGUGAACACCCUGCAGCGAAAGACCAAGGAGGAUGCCGAUCGACUGGCGCAGUUUGAGAUCGAAAAUGAGAGUCUGAAACGCCAGCUGGGGAGGUUGAGUGACGAGAACGAUGUGCUCCUGGCCGAUGUGGAUCGCAUGGAGAAGGCCAUGCAGCAGGUCAAUGCGUUGGGCAACGAGCAACGCAAAAAUCUGGAACUUCUAGAGGUUGACAUUGCUAAAAUCAAGGAAGCGGAGGCGGAAAACGCCAGCCUUCGCCAACAGCUGGUGGCAGUGGCCGAGGAGUCAACUCUAAUGCAGCAAAAGUACCAGAGCAUCAAGGAACUCAACUCGGAGCAGCGCAAAAAGUUCAACUCCCUAAAGGAUCGCUUUAUUGAGGUCCACCGCAAGCUGAAGGGCCUCAAGGAGUGCAAAUGCGUGCUCCUGGAGACGCAGCACGAGUACGCUGCCUCCGUGUCCAAGUGGCAGGUGGAGAUCAUCAAGGCCUCGCAGCUCUUGUGCGCAAAGAUGACGGCCCUGCAGGCCGAGAACGAAAAACUGAAGCAAAACACCGAAAAAUUAGACAAUAAACGUCGCAAUGACGACAAUGGAAUUGACCGCAAACGAUUGCUGCAGAGAAUUCAGGAACUGGACCGUUUGGCCAAAUUGGUGAAGCAAACGCAGGAGCAGCAGGGAAGUAAAGUGGAUGUGAAGCGCCUACUAAAGAAGUUUACUGCCAUCGAACAGUUGGCGGCAACUGUCAAGGAGCAGCAGAGACAGGAACUACAACAGUUGGCGGUUGUAAGAAGGGAGCAGCAGGAACUAAACAAUCAUUCUAGCAACUUGAAUGUGUGCCUCUUCCAGACCAAGCUUAAUCAAAUGCAAAACCUCGUUAAAGUCAUCGAAAAUGAGCGCAACAAUCAGCAGAGGAAACUGGAGGAUCUAGAGGCCAUGUGCAUAGAACUGCGCCAACACAACGAGGAUUUACUCUCGCGUUUCCACCUCAAGGAGCAGGAGCAUGGUGAGCUGCUAACAGAGAUGCGUGAACUGAACGAGGCGCUGAAGGGACGCGGAGAUGCCAUCUCCCGCCUUCAAGAGCAGCACGAUGCAGAGGUCAAGCGUCAGCUGGAUUUAGAGGCCCAACUCUCGGGCAGUCAGCAGGCGGUGGAAGAGAAGUUACAGAAGAUAAAACAACUCCAGAGUCGUGUUGAGGAACUGGAACAGGCCAAUGCUGACGCCCAGAGUGAUGUACUGUCCACAUCCACGAUAUCACGAGCCGAGGAAUUAAGUCGCCUGCGUGAAGUGGACGAGGGCUACGAGGAGAAGUACAAUAAACUGAGAACCAUAGCUGCCAAGCUCAAGAAGAAGUUGCAGGACCAGACGCAGCAACUGAAAGAAAUGGAACAGAGCGGGGCGUUGAAGCAAGAACUGGAGGCUGUCAAGUUGGCACAGGUCCAACUGCAACAGGAUCUUAAUGCUGCGAGAGCUGAGAAUCAGAAGCUCAAGUCCAAGGAGAAAGUAAAGCAUUCGAGUGUCCUUAACCUGGAAAUCGAGGCUGCAGAAAAAUCCCUCACCGAGGUCAGUGCCAAACUGGCGGCCAAGACUAGCGAACUGGAAACAGUCAGGGAAUCACUAGCCAGCAAGGAAAACACCAUCAUUCAGCUGCGCAAGGAGAUUGCCAUUUUAGAGCAGGCCAAAAAUGGAGAGGCUGCUCAUUCAUUGGAGCUUAAAGAGCAGAUCGAUCGCAUGCAAGUCCAGGUCAAAGACGCUGUUCACAGCAAGCAACAGGCGCUCACUCAGUCUAAGGAUUUGGAACAGGCGGUUGAGAAGGCCAAACUGGAGGCGGAGCAGUUGCGUCUGCAGCUGGCGGAGAGCGCUCAGCAGUACGAAUCUAGGCUUAGAUCGGCCACCCAGCAACUGACCACUCGAACAGAAGAGCUAGAGAUGCACUUGGCAGAAGAAAAGCGAUUGGAGACGGCGCUCAGGAAUGCGCAACGAGCCCAGGAAGAUCUCCGAGUGGAGUACACCGAGUACAAGCUGAAGGCGCAGUCUGUGUUGCGCAAAAACCAAAGUAAGGGCUCCAACCGGGAGCAGGAGUUGGAGGAAGAGUUGGUUGGGCUUCGAGAGAGCGAACGCAACUUGCGGGCUAGUAACGAUGGUAGAGCUGCCCGACUGGCCCAGAUGGAUAGCCAGAUAGAGGCACUGCGUCAGGACAACGCUGAUUUGCAGAAACGCAGCAAAGAGCUGCUGUCACUGGUGGACGAACUGCGCCAGCAAAACGACCUGCUGUCGCUGGAAAACCAACGCCAGUUGCAAUUUCAACACGACCUGAUGCAACAGCAUCGCCAACAAAUUGACCAUUUGGAGGCCGGGCACCAGUUGCAAUUAAAGCAGGUGCAGCAACAGCUUGAGGAGGCGGAGCAAAAGCAGAUUAACGUGUCACAGCAUAUCGCCGCGUCCGCUGUGAGUGGAGAGCCCAGUCCAGAGCAGGCAAAGAUUGAUUACUUGCUCAUGGAUCACGAAUCCGGUUUGGAAAACCAUGCUGGCGAUGCCUCCCUGGCGCAACUGGCCGCUCAGCGAAAGAUUUCCACUGCCUCGCGGCGUUCGCACGAUUUUAUGCCGCUCGACGAGCUGCUUAACGCUUCCAUGAACCAAAUAACCAGCGACACUGUAACUACCAUCACUAACUUCGGGCGCAGCGUCUCUCAGCAGGAGGAUGAGGAAGCGGAACUGGCCGCUCGCGGUGACUUUUCCGUCCAGGCUGCCCAACUCCAGGCCACCAAGGAACGCCUGAGCAUACAGGAGAGUCGAGUCAAGCACUUGACCUCCCUGCUGGCCGAGAAUGAGCAGGAUCUGGCCAAACUGACCCAGAUGAACGACAUGCUCAAGGAGGAAUUGCGGCGCCAAGAACGCUCCGAGGAGCGGGAACAGCACAUGCACAACUCCGAGUACUUGAAGAAUGUCUUCUUAAAGUUCCUUACACUAAACAAUGUGGAUGAGCGCCAGCGUUUGGUGCCCGUGCUGAAUACCAUUCUCCGUCUGAGUCGCAACGAGAUGGACAUGCUCAAUUGUGUGGCCAAAGGACAGAAAGUGUCGCCAGAUGGCAGCAGUCGCAGCUGGACGGGAUUCCUGACUGCGUGGAGUGGAGGAGGCAGCCCCAAUAACAACAACUAGCUGGCAUCAUAAAGUAUACAUAAUUAUUGGUAUUGUUGGAUGUGAAUAUUCGCCAGUCAUUAGACAGUUGUAUAGCUUUCUGUAAAUCUUGUACAAUUUCCUUUUAUAUUAAUGUAUUUUAAAAUUGCUCGUUGCUGUUUGGCACACCGUACUUUGUACACUCUUAUGUGUGUUCAUGGAUGUUCGUGACUCCGUUGUGUUGAGCGCCCUAUACAGCACUCUCGGCAAUAUACGCGUUGCAGACCGAAACCCUCCCGCGUAUUGAAGAGAAAACAGUUUUUCAAUUGUUUCUUU
Molecule: messenger RNA, 3876 nt
Organism: Drosophila biarmipes
Lineage: Eukaryota; Metazoa; Arthropoda; Insecta; Diptera; Drosophilidae
Gene: GCC185
Product: GRIP and coiled-coil domain-containing protein 2
Exons: 5
Coding region: 175-3582 (1135 amino acids)
Source: RefSeq, a predicted model, not a curated record